AUGGCAUUUUCUCGUGCUACUCUUGAUAACUCUUCUGAAUGUUGGUCAGAUUGACUUAAAAGAUCAAUUGGAAUCAGAAAUUCAGCGACAAGAAGACCCCAACGUGGAUAUCGGCUUUAUCAUUGGGAUGAAGUUGUGAAACAUGACAAACCUGGAGAUUGCUGAAUUGUAAUUCACGGGAGAAUUUAUGAUGUCACUGAUUGGGUUGAAUUGCAUCCAGGUGGAAAAAUCAUAUAUGAAGGCGCUGGCUCUGAUUGUACAGAAGUUUGGGAAAGUUAUCAUCCUCUAAAAGUUGUUGACAAAGGAGUAAGCAAAAAAUAUCUUAUUGGGGAAAUCGAGGGAUAUGAAAAUCUUUAUUCCUGGGAAGGGAAUUUUUAUAAAACUGUGAAGCAGAGAGUUGGAGAAGCUGUGCCUAAAAAUUUGAGAAGAGAAGACCCAAAAAUCGCUUUUAAAGGACUGUUUUUAUCUUAACAGAAACUUAAAUAGAGGUUGGAUUCCGCCAAAGUAGCGCAGUCACCAAGGAUCCCCUGGGAUUCACCCUCAUUGCAGCAUCGACAGGGAGAACUUGUUUGAGUAAGAUAGCUCAUCGGGCGAGAUACGACUCGAACACCACCUUUCCUCUUCUUCACAACCUGAUACCUAUAAAUAUGUGAAGUAGGGUUCUGCGUCUCCUUCUUGCCUUAUCGGCUCCAAUGGGAAGGCUAUGGACUUAUGGAAAAAUUCAAAGCCUGGGGCUAGCUCCCAUUUUUACGUUAGGAAGAUGCCUGAAUGAUCUAGGCGGAUUAUUUUUAUCAAUUUGUUAUUUUAUUUCGCUGGCUUUGUAUAUUUACUUUUGCACUUGGUGGUCAGCUAUAAUCUAUGGAGUGUUGUGCAGCCAAAUCGGAAUGAUUUCGAUUGAGCAUAAAAAUGAUGGAGUUUUUACAAGCCUGAAAACUCUGACCUGGCUUGCAGGGUAUACACCAGAUUUAGCAAGCUCAAGGCUUGUUUAUAAAAGAUCACACGAAUUUCAGCAUGGAUAUAAUAUACAUGAUCAAUCGAACUUUUCAUUAUUAAGGUUACAUAUAAAUCAGCGUAGGUUUGGAAUUCAUAGAUAUCAGCAAGUGUAUGCUUGGUUGCUAUAUAUAACAAUUCAUUUUGGGGAUUUGUUUGGGACAUUUAAUGACUUUUUUUGGGUUUCGAACUCACUAAAUCUAAGAGGCUCGAACUCAUUUUCAGACUUUGUUUUUCAAAUUUUUGUAAAAUUUUGCUGGUUUUUAUAUACAAUUUUAAUUCCGUGUUAUUUGCAUGGAUAUUUGAAUAUUUUCCCAAUAUGAAUGCUUUAUAUGGUAAGCUUUGGUGCUGGAUAUGCUUUAUUUUUUGCUAUAAAUCAUUGGGUGUUGGAAGCUGGAUGUGUAGAAUCAAUAAAUAAUAUUAAUUGGGGUGUUUUGAAAGCUGAGUAUUCUAUUAAUUUUGCAAUUGAUUCUAAGUUUUGGACAUGGAUAACUGGGGGUUUAAAUCAUCAAAUUGAACAUAAUUUAUUCCCAGCAAUGGUCCAUACAAGACUCCCUGAAAUUGCAAAAAUUGUUCAAAGUACUUGCAAAGAGUUUGGGGUUAAUUAUUUUUCUUAUCCAACCUUUUGGGAUGCUUUAAAAGCACAUUAUAGAUUAUUAAAAGCUUUAGGGAAUUAUGAUAAGCCAGAGAUUCUUAAGAAAGAUAGUAAACUUAAUACUUAAUGCCCCUAUUAAUAAUUGGAUAUUCUUGCAAAGUUUUAUGAACAAUAAAAAAUUAAUUAAAUUAUGAAUUUACAACUUUAUGCAAUGUUUUUAUGACUUUCCCCUUUUAAAUUGUAACAAAAUUUUAAAUUUUAGAUUAAAAAUUAUAGAUUCUAUGGAAAUAGAUUUGAUAAUCAAUUUAAUAUCACAAAAUCGAUAUUUGCCUAUAAUUUGUUCUUUUUUAAAGGCAGGAUUGUUAUAAGAUCUUUUAUUCUUAAAAUUUCAUAGGCAAAUUUAAUAAAGAAAAAAAUUGCUCAUUAUUAAUUUAGGUGUUAG
Blepharisma stoltei is the source of this 2027-nucleotide messenger RNA. The record is from the annotation of a GenBank genome assembly. Lineage: Eukaryota; Ciliophora; Heterotrichea; Heterotrichida; Blepharismidae.